ACUUGUCUUCGGUGUUUCAUACCACGAAACAUGUUUUGCCGCAUAUGCGGCGAGAAGAAUGGGGUCGGAUCGUGAAUGUUGCGUCGGUCCAUGGGGUUGUCGCAUCACCCAACAAAGCGGCGUACGUGGCUGCCAAACACGGCGUAAUCGGCCUCACGAAAACCGUGGCGCUCGAAACGGCGGCUCUGGGGCCUUCGAUUGAGAUUACCUGUAACGCCAUCGCACCAGGCUGGGUUCUCACCCCGCUCGUCGAACAACAACUCCAGGUGAAUGCCUCACGAGACGGGAUCACGCUGGAAGAGGCGAAGAGGAGGUUAGUGAGCGAGAAGCAGCCUAUGGCGCGGUUUACGCGGCCGGAGGAUUUGGGGGAGAUGGUUGCGUUUUUGUGUGGGGAGGCGGGGGGGACGGUUACGGGGAGUGUGUGGACGAUGGAUGGGGGUUGGACUGCGCAGUGAGGUGUACGUAGUUCUGGUGUGCACGAAGCAGGAAAACACUCUCUUCCA
Messenger RNA from Saitoella complicata NRRL Y-17804, 503 nucleotides. Its product is annotated as NAD(P)-binding protein. Gene Ontology annotation, molecular function: oxidoreductase activity. The record is from RefSeq and is a predicted model, not a curated record. The coding region runs from base 45 to 455 and encodes 136 amino acids. NCBI's taxonomy places the organism in Eukaryota, Fungi, Ascomycota, Saitoellomycetes, Saitoellales, Saitoellaceae. The transcript has a single exon.